AUGAAAGAGUCACUUCUUACACAACUAAAGCGGAACCUUUCUAACCGCUCUAGAAAGGGUAAGGAGCCUCACGUGCAACGACCCGAAACUCCCAAAUUUUUGGACGUAGACGGAGACGCGAGAUCUACUUAUUCCGUCGAAUCGGAUAGCAAAUCUUUCUUUUCGUUUAGCUUUGAAAAUGCGGAGUCGACGUCGCUUUGUGAUUUUGAGACCACCGCGGCUGCAGCAGUGGCCGCGAACGAUGGCGCGAAACCAACUAGAAAGUUAUCAUUCGAAAAGUCUCCUGUAGACGUGGAAGGCUCGCCUCCACCUUAUGAUGUGGAUCAGUUAGAGUGGAUUUUGUUUUAUCCGCGGGGAGUGGGGAAGCAUUUUGUGGGGAUGUUGGGGGUUAAUGAUGUUGUGGCAAUGAGCCAGGUUUGUAGGGCUUGGAGAAGGUGGUUGGUUCCUGAGCGAGACUUCGUAGAUGUCGAUGUCGAAAAGAGCGAUAACCCGCAAUGGAACAUGUCAUCUUUCUUACCUUCUAUUAAAACUGGACCACAAUGGCAUCCACUAGUCCAGGCCGUUAUCGCAUCCAAUCCGCCGUCUCAAGGGACAAGAGACUUCAUCGAGCCAUUGGGCUUUUAUGGAAGAUACCACCGACAGAGUAUCCUUCACUGGCAGAAAUAUGAAUUUAGUAUUCCAAGACUUCUCGGAGUAUUCGGGGAGAACUAUCUAUCUGCUAUCACUUCCCUUCAUCUCGAUGGUGCGGGGUUAGAUACUAAGUCGGAUUGGCUUCGUUACUGUGCAAACCUAGAGAUUUUGAGUAUUAGGAGAUGUGCGGGUAUAACACUUGAUCGUUUGGUUGAUCUAGUCUUAGGACCUGAAGAUGAAAACUCAGCCAGCUCGUCAAAGAAAAAGAAACAAAAAUCUGCAUACCAUACUCCUAGACCUGAAAAAUUAAGGGUGGUAAGGUUUUGGGGGAUAGAUGGAGCUCGACAAUUAGCAUAUCCUCACAAUUCAGAUCAAUACAUUUCGGACCGCCACAAAUUAGAAAAAUACUGCGAUAGAUUGAUGGAUAGGUUUGAAACUGAUGUUUGGUGGGGGUUUGGUGGAGAUAUGACGGCGCGUGAUUGGAAUAAGCGGUAUAGAUUGCUGAUAUCGAUGGAGGAGAAAUGCGGGGUUUGUGGUAAGGCUAGAAAGCAUUCUGGGUGGCCGGAUGGUGUUUCUUGCGAGAGGUGCUUGGGGUUUAACUGUUGGGGGUGUAUGAAUAUGAAAAUUGUGUCGCGAGCUGAUGCAAGUAGCGAAGACCACGACCUUUCAAAUGCCUCGGCGGUAAAUAUGCUUCGACUUGUCUGCAAUCAGGAGGGGAUUUGCGGUUGGGAAGCUGGAGAACAUCAUGUCCACCCCGAAUGUAUCCCACCGGCGACCUUGCUAUGGGGGCAUAAUGAUCCUUUAAAACAUGUUUUCGAGUUGUAUGCUCACCUACAAAGGAAGUAG
This is a messenger RNA of Orbilia oligospora ATCC 24927, 1476 nucleotides long. RefSeq lists its product as uncharacterized. NCBI's taxonomy places the organism in Eukaryota, Fungi, Ascomycota, Orbiliomycetes, Orbiliales, Orbiliaceae. Bases 1 to 1476 code for a protein of 491 amino acids. The record is from RefSeq and is a predicted model, not a curated record. The transcript has 3 exons.